CACACUUCUGUCCUUACAUAACCCGCCCCGUGGUGCAGUUAUACAAGCAGUAGGCGGGUGUGUAUCACACGUGUAUGCUUUGUGUAAUAUUAUUGUCAUCAGUGUGUGCUUGUACAGUGAGUACAGUGUUUUCUUUGCAAGACUCGGUUAUCACGUUUGUCUCCCACCUGAGUCCCCAAUCGAAGCGAUAUGCCUGAGGGUCCGGAGCUUCACCUGGCCAGCAUCUAUGUUAAUACCACCUGUGCUGGGCUGCGUUUUGGGGGCGCCGUGGAAAAGUCUGCGGUAAGCAAGAACCCCGAAGUGCCGUUUAGCAGUCGGGAUUAUACGGUUAGCGCUGUGUCCCGUGGUAAGGAAGUGAAGCUGAUUCUAACCCCGGCGUCAGGCGAUACUGUCGAUAUCAUCUUCAGAUUCGGGAUGUCGGGUAGUUUCAAACUCUGCCCUGAAGACGAGAUGCCCAAACAUGCCCAUCUGCGCUUCUACACCAAGGAGUUACCGCGCAGAGUUCUCAGCUUCGUCGAUCCGCGGCGAUUUGGUUCUUGGGAAAUGAACGGCGAUUGGCAGUCGGACCGUGGCCCGUGUGUAAUGCUGGAGUAUGACAAAUUCAGGGAAAAUGUCUUGAGUCAUCUCACAGAUAAAGCUUUUGACAAACCAAUUUGUGAAGUUAUGCUGAAUCAGAAGUAUUUCAAUGGCAUUGGGAAUUAUCUGCGGGCUGAGAUCCUACACAGGCUACAGAUUCCCCCUUUUGUGCAAGCUCGCCCCAUUCUUGAAGCUUUGAAGCAUCCGCAUCAGGACAGUGAUGUCUCUCUCAGUAAGAAAAUAAAGAUUAAGAAGGAGAGUCCUGAUCUGCUGCAACUAUGCAAUUUAGUGCCUUUGGAGGUCAUUAAACUAGGAGGAAAAGGUUAUGAUCCUGAGCAAUCAAAUGAUUACUCUGUCUUCGUGAAGUGGCUGCGUUGUUACUUUGUACCAGGAAUGAACUCUCUCCGAGACCAUAAUGGGCGGACAAUUUGGUUCCAGGGUGAUCCAGGACCUCUUGCACCAAAGGGGCAGAAAGCAAAGAAGAGAUCUCCAUCUAUAGGAACAAAGAGGAAGCCUGUGAAGGUAGAGAAAACAGAAGUAAAAAGGAGUGGAAAAAAGAUUCUAUUAAAGAAAGAGGACACAGAAAUAAAGCAUGAAGAGAAUGCUGUAAAGGUUACAGUUAAGAGGAGAGUGAAAAGGACUGGAGACAAAAUGGAGAAUGGGAAGAGAGGAAGGAAAACUUCUUCUAAUAGAAGUACUGCAUUAGAUACAGAUUCCCCGGCUCAGAAGGGGGGUAAGAAUACACCAGCAGUUAAAACCAGACCCCAAAGACGCAAGUCUAGCACUACCCCCAUAAGUAUAGACUCGCCAAAGCCAAAAAUGAGAGAGCUGCGGAAAACUGCUGGACGUCAAAGGACCACAAAACGCAAGUCUUGAAAGAGAGUCAUCAACCCUGCGCUAUUCAAGCAGACAUCUGGACCUUUUGCCUCUAUAAAUGGAUACCUGCCUUUAAGGUGGCUCUGACUGAAAAAUGCUUUUUAAAUGUUUUAAUCCCAGAUUAAGUGCACACUAGGAUGUUAUGUAUAUACAUGUAUAUAAACUAUUGUCCUGAUUUUUUUUAUAUUACAUCAGAUCUGUAUUUUAAUAACAAAAAAAAUGUAAAUGUUUUUUUAAUGGUGAAAUGGUUAAACACAAUAAUAAAGAAUUUAGUAUGUAUUUUCUUAACUAA
This is a messenger RNA of Bombina bombina (fire-bellied toad), 1744 nucleotides long. It is a transcript of the gene NEIL1, whose product is annotated as nei like DNA glycosylase 1. Gene Ontology annotation, cellular component: nucleus. The transcript has 10 exons. Gene Ontology annotation, biological process: base-excision repair. The record is from RefSeq and is a predicted model, not a curated record. NCBI's taxonomy places the organism in Eukaryota, Metazoa, Chordata, Amphibia, Anura, Bombinatoridae. Gene Ontology annotation, molecular function: nucleic acid binding; DNA-(apurinic or apyrimidinic site) endonuclease activity; DNA N-glycosylase activity. Bases 190 to 1452 code for a protein of 420 amino acids.